AUGGACUACGGAGGGUCCUCAUUAGCUCCUCGCGAGCGUUGGCUUAAACUUGACCAGCUGCUCACGUUGCAAGAGCUGGCGCUGACCAAGGUACAGUACGGCAUGCAGUUUUUGGCUGACCGUUGCCAAGAGGAGGGAGAGCCAUUAUCGGAAGAGGCUGAACAGGAGUAUAUGCGUCCGCUGUACAAGAUAUCCGACUCGCGCAAAGACCACGUGCUUAGAGACGAAAUUUUAGGGAGGUGGCUAGUCAACAAGCUCAGUAAAGUCCGGCGUUUUGGCCUGGUUCCUCCCCAGAAACUUACAGAAAUUCUGAAUGGGCCCCAGUUGCCCUUUGAAGAACUUCGAAAGCAGCUCGAAGAUAUCACCUUCGGCCAAACGCAACAGCAAAUUAGUCAGCGAGCCUCGGAGCAAACUGCCUCCGCGGCAGGUAGGCAGGCGGUGGAGGCUUCCCUCUCAACGGAUGUUCGUGCUGGACAAGCGGAUAGGACCUCAAGCUCUCCCAAGGGCUCGAGUUCUCCUGAAGCCUCUGUAGAACAUGGGCAGCCUGCUGGCGUUGAAAGGUCUGCGGCUCUGGCAUCAAGAGACUCCGGCGCCUCCGGAGGGCCUGAACCGUCUGAAAGAUUGGAUUUGGCUGGGAGAGCGGACGCUUUCGCGUUCGCUGGUGCUGGGGGUGCGUCUUGGAGUGUUCCGGCUGCUUCUCACCAGGUCCCUGAAAUCCAUGUUUCCCCGUUGACGUCGGGUUCCUAUGGGGAUUCGGAGACCUUUAGUGCUGCUGAAGCCUCUGCUUCGUUGGGAAUGCUUCCACCACCGGAUUCUGGGGCGGCUCGACCCAUGACCUUUUCAGGACAAUCGGCAAAACCAGAUUCAGCAGAAGUGUCUGCCAGGUUUUGGACGCCCCCAUGA
This is a messenger RNA of Eimeria mitis, 903 nucleotides long. RefSeq lists its product as uncharacterized. NCBI's taxonomy places the organism in Eukaryota, Apicomplexa, Conoidasida, Eucoccidiorida, Eimeriidae. The record is from RefSeq and is a predicted model, not a curated record.